AUGACGCUCGAUUCCAAUUGCCUGGGUGUCGCCAUCGACCAUCGCAUUAGGCGGCUCAUUGAACCCGUGGAAUACUUCCCCCGGGACAAAGUCGGAGAUCAUUUGUCCAUUCUCAUGACCGAGGCAGGACAACCUCGAGACGACCAUUCCUUCGAGUCCGGUGUAAAGGCUGUCAUAGAGGACUGCGCCACGCUCCGCGCGCUCGAAGCCGUCUUCUUCACGAUGUCAGGGAGAAGGCUGGACCUCCGUGAUAUCUCGGUCAUCGACUUACUGCCGUACACUAUGGACAACGACUGGGAAGACAUGGCCAAUGAAGAAAAGGCGCGUGCAUUCAAGGCGGCACAAUGGGCAAUCGGUGCCAAGGAGCCCGACGUGGUCCUGUGCGCCGGCAAGAGAUUCCUCCCGGGAAAGGUGAGGGGUCUGAAGGACGACAUGUGGAAGCUUGAAAGCCAAGGCGUGGGUGCCAUCUUGCUGGAGAGGUACCCCAUUCGUCGCGUGAACGGCUUUCAUCCCAGCUACGCCAUAAACUACCUUCCCGAGCAUAGUUGUCUGCGGCAGCUCCUGUUUCUGGUUGUUGCCCAAACCUGCGCCGUCUACAGCAAGGCGUCGUGGAAAGAGGAGGCUUGGAUGACGGCCCUCAGGAACAACUGUUCCACACUCUAUGAGGACUCGAAAGCUGUAGCGACGUACAAGCUAGGUUCUGGCACCAAGGAUUGGGCAGAAUACGAAUGGGGAAGCGCAACCAGGCUCAAGGAGAAGGUUAUCCCCGCCAUUGAGUCGCUUCUGGGUGUCGAGACGGCGCUGGGACACAUCCUAGAUAAAGUUGAAGCGCAAGAGAAACUCGAAGAUGAAGCUCGGGAGCGACGCGAGAAGGAACCAAUGAAGCCGAGCUUGCUUUACUGA
Molecule: messenger RNA, 903 nt
Organism: Parathielavia appendiculata
Lineage: Eukaryota; Fungi; Ascomycota; Sordariomycetes; Sordariales; Chaetomiaceae
Exons: 5
Coding region: 1-903 (300 amino acids)
Source: RefSeq, a predicted model, not a curated record